AUGGAGAAUAUAUUAAAACGAGGCGGUAAUAUGUCCGCGCAACAAAAGAAGAUCUUGAUUGAGUUUAUUUUCAAAUAUCCUCAAUUAAAACAUGGAAAAUACACUAAAGAGUUCACUUACGAAGAAGGAAGAAAGUUGUGGCAAAUAGUAACGGCACAGUUGAAUGCUUUACCUGGGGCUUUUAAGGAGUGGGACAAGUGGCGUAAGUCGUGGCAUGAUAUAAAGACUACUUCAAAAGCAAAGAGCAGCAAGAUUAAGCGGCAUCAAAAAGGAACGGGAGGUGGGCCCCCUAUUAAAACCAAAUUGAACGAUGACGACGAAAAAAUUCUUGAAAUCAUUGGCCCUACUUCUGUUGACGGGCACCCCAACAUUAAGGAGUCUGCAGCUACAUUUGAGGAGGAUGAUUAUUUAAUGAACGAAGUUGUCGAAGAUAAAAACGUUGUGCAAGACAUAUAUGUCGUGCAGUCAAUUGGGGAAAAUCUCUGGGAAAACUCAAACCAUCCGGUUCUUCUUGAAAUACAUAACAUUAAUGAGAACAUGACAAGUAAAGAAAAAACACCCAAAAAUGCGGCCAACCAAACCGAGAGAAAAAUCGCGUUAAAGCAAGCUUACUAUGACAGGAAAAUUAAGUUAUAUGAAGAAGAAGUUGAAGCAACCAAACAAAUGGCAGCGGCGCUACAAUCCAUAGCGAAGAAUUUAGCACGGGAGUGA
Messenger RNA from Brassicogethes aeneus, 711 nucleotides. Lineage: Eukaryota; Metazoa; Arthropoda; Insecta; Coleoptera; Nitidulidae. The record is from the annotation of a GenBank genome assembly.